UGAAGAUUAACCAAGUUAACGUCAUAUUGAGAUAGAAGCUAUCAAAUAUUAUAUAUAAAAGAAAAAAUGGGGGAUUGGUUUUCAACAGGAUAUGCCCAUGUGCCAGCAGAGCCUAAUGUUGACAGAAAUAUGCAUCCUAGACUUAAUAGUCCACAGAUAUUAUUGGAUAAUGGAAUUGAUAAGGACAUGCUAGAUCCAAAACUUGAUAAUGAUCCUUCAGUCAUACAUGAUAGAGGAAAGCUAUAUUGCUGGCAAGGCUGCAUACUUGAUGAAGGUUGGCAUCGAUUUGCAUUAAAUGUUCGUGGAAAAUAUGAUGAUGACUGGUUGCGUAAUAAAGAUUGGCAGAUUGCGUUCCAUGGUACUCCUAUAGAAAACAUUCAAAGUAUACUCAGGGAUGGGUACAAGCCAGGGGAGAAGAAAGGUCCCAACGGUAUUAGUGUGUACACUACACCUUCUUUGAGUCUAGCAUUCAACUAUGCAAAGAUGUUUGAGUACAAUGGACAGAAGUACCAUGCAAUAAUUGAAAACAGAGUUAACUGUGAUAAUACACAGCACACUCAAAUUGACAAUGAAAGUAACUAUUGGCUUUCAAGACAUCAUAGCCAAGCUAUUCGGCCAUGUGCAAUUCUCAUCCUGGACCAUAAGUGGACAGGCAAACUAUUUAGUUUGGAAAAACAGUGUUCUGAACUAUGGAAAACGAACAGAUAAACAGCCUUCCGAUAAGGACAGUUUUAACUAUGCAAUGGUUGGUUUUCAUAUCCAGAUUAUGAUCCUGAGAUUAAUGUUGAUACAAAAAAUCAGCAUCCCAGCUUUAAUAGUGUGCAAAUUUUAUUGGCCAAUGGAAUUGAUGAGGGCAUGCUAGAUAAUGAUCCUUUAGUGGUGCGUGAUGGAGGAAAAAUAUAUUGCUGGUGAGGCUGCGUGCUUGAUAAAGGAUGGCAACAGUUUGCAUUAAAUGGUUGCGGAAAAUAUGAUGACUGGUUGAGUAAUAAAAAAGUUUGGCAGAUUGAAUUCCAUGGCACUGAUAUCAAAGGAAUUGGAAGAAUACUCAGGGAUGGGUACAAGCCAGGGAUGAAUAAGAGUCCCAAUGGUGAUAUUGUGUAUACCACACCUGCUUUGAGCCUAGCAUUUAACUAUGCAAAGGUGUUUGAGUUCAACGGACAGAAGUACCAUGCAAUAAUUGAAAACAGAGUUAAUACACAGCACACUCAGAUUGACAACAAAUCUAACUCUUGACUUUCAAGCCAUCGUAGACUAUCAAUUCGGCCAUGUACAAUUGUCAUCUUGAAUGAUAAGUGGACAGAUAAACUGUUUAGUUUGGAAAAACAGUGUUCCAAACUAUGGAACCCAAGCAGACAAAUGACCUUCAGAUAUUAAAGUCUUAACAAUGGCACCGACGGUGUGUUAUUUAAGUUUAGUGAAAAAUAAGUACUUUAUAAAAAGGGAAAAAAAAAAUAUAGCAAUAUAUAUUUAUUAUCCACUAAAUCAUCAUUAUUAUUAUCACUAUUACCACGUCCAACAACAUUUUAUGUGUGAGCAUGAAUUUUUUUUAAUUGCAAUUUUCUUCACUUAACAGUAACUAUUAUUGAGUAUUAAAGCAAAUGCUUGUAAAUGAGAGUAUUUUUAUACACAGUAUGUGCCGUCCAGGGGAUUUUUGGGCCAUUUCAAAUCAGUAUUUCAACCACAGUAUGAAUGAAGAAUUAAAAGAAUAUCAAAUAUGUUUUGGUUCAAUGAAUUGUGGCCACUGGCGAUGAGGCUCAAGCCACGAUUCCACUUCUACUGACAGAAUUGAUAUAUUAUACAUGAUAUACUUGUUUUUUUUUUUUGUUUGUUCAACUUUGUCUGAUUUCAUAGUUUUCCCCACAGCUCUCUUUAUGUUGUAAUAUUUUUAAUGCUCCAACCAUUGCACCUAUAUAUUUAUUCAUAAUAUUUUGUAAAAUAUUUUUUGAUAGUGAACCCCAAAAAAAAGUACUGAAACUUACAAUUAUAGCAAUUGACUAAACAUGAGUCAAAAAUGUACUGUAACAACAUAGAAAACAUAGCAGUAGUAUGAGGGAGGGCAAGUUUUAUUGGUUGAGUUUAAUGAAGGAAUUUUAUUUGAAAUGUCAGUAAUUGUUAGAUUACAGUUAGAUGUUGGGAUACAUGACCUUUAACCCCUCCCAUAAGCAUCAUUACAGAUCUAGAGGCUGACCCCCAAUAUCUUCAAUACUACGCUGACCUUGUUACUUAAUGUAAUGUUUCUCUAUCUAUGUAUAUGAAUAUUAAGCUUGUGUGUACUGAAUAAUGGCAAUUAUAUGAAGAAAAAAAAAUAAAACUAAAAUCAAUAC
This is a messenger RNA of Anneissia japonica, 2324 nucleotides long. RefSeq lists its product as uncharacterized. The record is from RefSeq and is a predicted model, not a curated record. Bases 67 to 708 code for a protein of 213 amino acids. The transcript has 3 exons. NCBI's taxonomy places the organism in Eukaryota, Metazoa, Echinodermata, Crinoidea, Comatulida, Comatulidae.